Molecule: messenger RNA, 5619 nt
Organism: Ictalurus furcatus (blue catfish)
Lineage: Eukaryota; Metazoa; Chordata; Actinopteri; Siluriformes; Ictaluridae
Gene: ddr2a
Product: discoidin domain receptor tyrosine kinase 2a
Exons: 17
Coding region: 1323-3902 (859 amino acids)
Biological process (GO): protein phosphorylation; multicellular organism development; positive regulation of kinase activity
Cellular component (GO): membrane; signaling receptor complex
Molecular function (GO): ATP binding; protein tyrosine kinase collagen receptor activity; collagen binding
Source: RefSeq, a predicted model, not a curated record
CAGUAACUUAAAUAACCACUCUUUACAACCGUGGUGAGUAGAAAAACAUUUCAGAAAGGACAACACAUUAAACCUUGAGGCUAAUGGGCUAAAUCAGCAGAAGAGCACAUCGGGUUUCACUCCUGUCAGCCAAAAACAGGAAUCUGAGGCUACAGUGGGCACAGGAUCACUGAAACUGGACAGCUGAAGACUGAAAAAAAACGUCAUCUGGUCUGAUACAUCUCGAUUUGUGCUGCAACAUGCAGAUGGUAGGGUCCGAAUUUGGCAUCAACUGCAUGAAUCCAUCAUGUCGUGUGUAAACAAUUCAGGCUGGUGGUGGUGGUGUAAUGUUGUGGGAUGUGGGGAAGGUUUUCAUGUCUCACAUUGGGUCCCUUCCUCAUUUGCAUGCCACAGCCUAUCCGAGUAUUGUCACCAGGUCUGCAGCAAUUACUGUAUAUGAUACGAUCACACCAAUAUGGACCAGGAUAUCAAAGGAAUGUUUCCAACACCAUGUCUCAUCCAUGCCAGGAAGAAUUUGAGGCUGUUCUGAGAGCAAAAAGAAGUCCUACCCAGUAUUACUAUGGUGUCCUUGACUGGUAAAAUGGCUGGUGAGUGUGCACCUGAUUCAACUUUUCAAUUCCGUUCACUUUUAUCUGCAAAGUGCUUUUUUUGUUUUUGUUUUUAAUCGACGUUGUCACAAAGCAAAUGUUCAGAAAUGUGGAUUUAGAUCCCAUUUUAUGACGCUGAAUAAUUGUGGCCCAAGUAUUCAAUUGUAAUUUAUGAAUUCAAAGCAGAUAUGAAACGUUUUGUUUGUUUGUUUAAUUUUUUUUUUUUUUUGCACUGAAUCCAUCUCCUGUUUACGUAGAAGCACUGCUAAGCUUCCACAGAAUAGCGGCGACUACUGAGAGUUAGAUGAAACUGGGGGGUGGGGUGGAUCACAGCCCUUCUCACAGCUCUCUAUAAAUACUUUGUGCAUUGAGAGUUAUGAUCUUUUCAGUAUUUGCUUAAAGCAUAAAAAAAAAAGUUCUCUGAUUGGCCACUGGACUCUGACUUAAUUGAAACCUUCUGUAUGGCAUAUGGAAUUCUGGGACUUUGGCAUGUACCCAAGAAUCCUCAGAAUGUUAGUUUCUCUCUCUCUCUCUCUCUCUCUCUCUCUCUCUCUCUCUCUUUUUCUUUCUCUCUCUCCAGAGCUGUCUUACAUCAGCUCAGUGUGCCUGGAUAUGAGGUCUAAGUGAGUAUAGAGAGAAAGGAACAGCCUGGAUUUUACUUUGGUUUUCUUUCUCACUAGUUGGAAUUAACAUCACACUGGACAAAUGGUUUAAGAGAAGCAGGAUUCAAACAGAAUGAAGGCCAGGUCUCGAUUUGAAAUGAACCACCUUUGGAAGAUCAUCUUUCCCCUAUCGCUUCUUCUGUACCUCUCAGGGAAUGUAAAGUCCCAAGUAAAUCCAAGUGUGUGUCGAUCCCCUCUAGGGAUGUCUGGAAGACAGAUCUUAGACGAAGACAUUUCAGCUUCAAGUCAGUGGUCUGAAUCAACAGCAGCAAAAUAUGGCAGACUGGACUCAGAGGAAGGGGAUGGUGCGUGGUGUCCAGAGAGCAUGAUUGAUCCAGAGAACAUGAAUGAGUUUUUGCAGAUUGACCUUCGCUCUCUGCACUUCAUCACCCUGGUGGGAACUCAGGGCCGACAUGCGGGGGGCAUCGGGAAUGAGUUUGCCCAGACCUACAAGAUCAAGUACAGCCGUGAUGGCAGCCGCUGGAUCUCCUGGCGCAACCAGCAAGGAAAGGAGGUAAUUGAGGGCAACAGGAAUGCCUAUGAUAUUGUGCUCAAGGACCUGGAGCCGCCCAUCAUUGCACGCUUUGUGCGCUUCAUGCCCGUCAUCGACCACUCCAUGAACGUGUGUAUGCGUGUAGAGCUCUAUGGCUGCGAGUGGCUAGAUGGUCUGGUGUCGUACAAUGCUCCGCUCGGCCAGGAGAUGAUCCUCAAUGAUCAGGAGGUUUACCUCAAUGACUCUGUGUAUGACGGUGCCAUAAUUUACAGUAUGACAGAAGGGUUGGGCCAGUUGACGGAUGGUAUGUGUGGUCUGGAUGAUUUUACUAUCAGUCAUGUGUGGCCUGGCUAUGACUAUGUGGGCUGGACCAACGAGAGCUUCCCCAAUGGAUAUGUAGAGAUCAUGUUUGAGUUUGACCGAACACGCAACUUCACCACUAUGAAGGUGCACUGCAACAACAUGUUCUCUCAGAGAGUGAAGGUCUUCCAGAAGGUGGUGUGUUAUUUCCGCUCGGACUUGGACUGGGAGCCGACACCCGUGUCUUUUAGUCCUGUGUUGGACGACGUCGACCCCAGCGCUCGAUUCGUUACGGUCUCGCUCCAAAACCACAUGGCUAGUGCCAUCAAGUGUCAGUAUUACUUUUCUGACAUGUGGAUGUUGUUCAGUGAGAUCACCUUUCAAUCAGAUACAGCAAUGUACAACACAACUUUGCCCCCCCCCAUGCCCAGUGCUCCACCCAACCCCCCACCAGGGGAUAACCCCGUUCACAAAGUAGACGACAGCAACACUCGAAUUCUGAUCGGCUGUUUGGUGGCCAUUAUCUUCAUCUUGGUGGCCAUCAUCAUCAUCAUACUCUGGAGACAGGUCUGGCAGAAGGUGUUGGAGAAGGUCUCUCGGAGGAUGCUUGACGAUGAGCUAACUGCCAGUCUGUCAAUCCAGAGUGAGGCCUUCAGCUGUAACAACAACCUGACCUCCUCAGCAGCCAGCGAGCCGGAGUCCAGCUCCACCUACGAGCGCAUCUUUCCGCUCGGAGCAGAUUACCAGGAGCCCUCACGCCUCGUCCGCAAGCUGCCCGACGUCUCCCAGGUCUCAGAGGACACUGCAUCCAAGUCCCCUCAGUCCAACACUCAAGAAGGAGUUCCCCAUUACGCCGAGGCUGACAUCGUCAAUCUGCAAGGAGUAACGGGAGGAAACACCUACGCAGUGCCAGCUGUCACUAUGGACCUUCUGUCAGGAAAGGACAUCCCUAUAGAAGAAUUUCCUCGAAAACUGUUCACGUUUAAGGAGAAGCUUGGAGAGGGCCAGUUCGGAGAGGUGCAUCUUUGUGAAGCAGAAGACAUGGAGGAGUUCAUGGCUAAAGACUUCUCAUUUGACGUCAGUGAGAAUCAAACAGUACUUGUGGCUGUAAAAAUGUUACGAGCUGAUGCAAAUAAAAAUGCCAGAAAUGACUUUUUGAAAGAGAUAAAAAUAAUGUCGCGGUUGAAAGAUCCCAACAUCAUCCGGCUGCUAGGGGUGUGCAUGAGCUCGGACCCCUUGUGCAUGAUCACUGAGUACAUGGAGAACGGGGACCUCAACCAGUUCCUGUCCCGUCAUGAAGCAGAGGGCAUGAUCGCCCUUCUCAGCAACGCACCAACAGUCAGUUAUAGUAACCUGCAGCACAUGGCCACCCAGAUCGCUUCAGGCAUGAAGUACCUCUCAUCACUGAACUUUGUGCACCGAGACCUCGCCACCCGAAACUGCCUGGUGGGCAAGAACUAUACCAUUAAGAUCGCUGACUUUGGCAUGAGCAGGAACCUGUACAGCGGAGAUUACUAUCGCAUCCAGGGCCGGGCUGUGCUACCCAUCCGCUGGAUGUCCUGGGAGAGCAUCCUCCUGGGUAAAUUUACUACCGCCAGUGAUGUUUGGGCGUUCGGUGUGACUCUCUGGGAGACGCUGACAUUCUGCAAGGAGCAACCGUACUCACAGCUCUCAGAUGAGCAGGUCAUUGAAAACACGGGCGAGUUCUUCCGGGACCAGAGGCGACAGAUCUACUUGCCGCAGCCGCCCAUGUGUCCCGACCCCGUCUACAAGCUCAUGUUGAGUUGCUGGCACAGGAACGCCAAAGAGAGGCCGUCUUUCCAGGAGAUCCAUCGAAUACUGCUGGAGAAUACGCCUUAAUGUCUGCACCUGUGCCAAAAGCAGCACUUCCAGAGACGCUUUAUUGUGCCAGCAGGACAGACAAACCACACACACACACACACACACACACACACACACACACAGUGGUUUAAAAGGGUACCCAGUUGAGUAAAGCCAACAUGGGAAUAUAUAUAUCGUCAUACAUAGACAUAGACGAUUAUGAGGCUAAAAUGUAGCAGUGAGUUCAGGCACUUUUGAUCAAGAAAAAUGAUUUGAUAUUUGUUUUUUUGUUUUAUUUUUACUUUUGUUUUGGCAUUUGUUCAUUCCUCACUCAAAAAAAAAAGCUCAAAACAAUAUAGUCAUUAAAUUGAAUACAUUUCAUUUCAAGUUAAUUUAGUGCAAUUAAAUAAAAGAAAAGAAGUAGAAAUGUAAUGACACAAGAACACGUUUAAUAUUUUUUUUUACUUCCAAUAUCUUAAAUCAGAAGACAGCUUGAAUGUAAAUAAGAAUUUCAGUUUCUUUUUUAAAAUAAGUCAGAUUUGUAAUUUUUUUUUGGUCAAAUUUAUGUUCAUAUCAGUCGUCAAGAGAGUAUCGCGAUGAUUAUACAAAACAGUUUAAAAGGCUCUUUCGUACACUUAAUAACCACUUUCAAAGAAGUGGGUAAAACCCAAGCAUGCGUGGACCUGUCAUUUUCAAAAUACCAAUGUUGAUAUGUUUUAGUUUUUAGAUUUGUCAUUUUUUUGCAAAUAUGUGAUUUUGCCGAAAGUUUUUGUGUGUUCAAUUAUGUGAAAACUAUUGUGUUCGUAUCUGUAUGUAUUACACUAUAGUUUUUAUUCUAUUUCACCUUUUGGAUGGCAUUUAAUGCUUCCAUGUGUGAAGUAAAAGUAGUUAUUCUUAUUAUUUUUUACAUUAAUUAGGAUGAUGAUCUGUUGUGUCAGAUGCCAAUUUAAGGCCAUUCAUUUCUCUUUGCUUUUUAAUGUUAUCAUUUCACCAUAUAUCUAUUCUUUUUUAUUUUAUUUUAUUUGAUAUGUUUUUAUAUUUUGUAUCUAGGUAUGUCAUGAUAACUAUGCAAACAAUUUUUUAGCAAAUAAUACCAAAUUAAUGUUAUAUAAGAAAAAAUAUAAGCUACGUUUCCCUUUUAUGUUAACUUGAACGUAUUAUAUAUUUGGUAUAAACAAUGUAUAAAUAAUAAGUGCUUGUAAAUAGCUGAAAUUUAAAAAGCUGUUUGGGUAAAUACUGGAUUCGUAAUGUAGAGAUUGCUUUGAUGGAGUUGCUAUGGAUACGGGAAGUGAUGUGGGAUGCUAAAAGCGCUGCACAUGCAAAGAUCAGUUUGUAUACUGUAUUAAACAGUGAUGUUGCUUCUCAUCUAGAUUUAGAUGUAAUUAAUAUAAAGGAUGAUCUAAAAUGUAAUGUUUGUGUUUAUUGCUCCGUGUAUGACAUGGGUUGUGUUGUAGGUUGGUUUUAGAUGGCCUUCGGUCUGGUCAGUUGGAUUUUUGGUGUAAUUGUCAGUGAAAGGUUUGACGUAGAGGUUCACACAUAACAGUAACCAGUUUUCUCUACUUAUAUGAUAAACAUCCUGUUUGUUAUUUAACUGUGCCCCAGCUACUGUUGGGCUAGUGUUAGUGUCUUGACUCUUUGUGUCCAUGUAUGUCUAAUGUUAUGAUUGAUUAUUGCUUUAUUAUUUUAUUAUAUCAAAUAUAUUUUCACCAACUCCUGCUUUCUCCAAAUGGAAAAAUAAAAUUAACACAGCAUAUGA